AUGAGCAGUUCCUGUGUGACACUGGCCGAGGUCCUGUGGGCAAAAGGAAGCCCUCUGGAGGAAGAAGAAAUAUGGGCACUCUUGUACCUGGCCACAGUGCAGCUUCUGGAGGACCUUCACAAAGACUCUGCCACCUGUGUGAUUUGUCCAUGGUCAGUACUACUGUCUGCUGAAGGAAAUUUGUCCUUCCAAAACAAUGCAUCUCAGACAGAAGCUGUUCCUUUCAGUGCACCAGAAUUGCUCCAUAGACAAAGUAAAAACCAGCGCAUCGGACUAACAAAGAUGUUGGUGUAUUCCUUAGGAAUGACCCUCUAUUGGUCAGCAGACUACCAGGUUCCUCCAAACCAGUCCCUCCAGCUAAGUGACCAACUACACAUGCUCUUGCUGACACUAUGUGAAGAUCUGCCACAUAAAAGACUUUCUCCUGAAUCAAUUCUGGAAGCAUGUGAGGUGCAUCAGAAGGAAUCUGCUUCCUUACCUGCAAAUGUCUACAUAAAGAAAAUGGUCCAGUUUGCUGUGGGAAGUGUCAGUGAGGUAGAGCGGUUAGUCACCGAAGACAGCACGGCCUCUCAGCUUAACAGAAGUCAUGUGAUAAGGAAAAGACUGCAUGAGAAAAUAUCGGACACCUCACCACUGUCCUCCCAGAUGAAUUUUCACCAAGGCAACAACCCUAGCAUCCACUACAUCAGUUACGAUGCAACAAGGUAUGCACACCAACCGUUUUCAGGUCCAGAAUUUAUUAUUUUGUCUAGUGAACCACCCGUGACCUUACAGCUGCCUGGAUCAAUUGUGACUAAAAAAGGGAAAUCCUAUUUGUCCCAAAGGGAUCUCAAUGUGAUUCUACUCAACGGGCAGUGCCUUGAGGUGCAAUGUGACGUCAAGUCCAAGGCAAGAGAUGUUUUCAACACCGUGGUGGCAUAUGCAAACUUGGUGGAACAUUUCUACUUUGGCUUGGCUUACCUGAAAGGUAAAGAAUUCUUCUUUUUGGAUGAGGAGACCAAACUCUACAAAGUGGCCCCAGAUGGCUGGAAUGACCAACCUAAUUCUUUGUCAACCACUUUAAUGUUAUCCAGUAAGCUCCUCCUGUCUUCCUAAACCCUUUUCUGUUCUAGGCAUGGCUUGACAAGGCACCAGUUUUACCUGCAGCUUCGUAAAGAUAUUUUGGAGGAACGAUUAUAUUGCAACGAUGAGACAGCUCUGAAACUCGGCGCUUUGGCUUUACAGGCAGAGCUUGGCAAUUAUGCUUCUGAGAUGCAUGGAAAGAACUAUUUUCGUGUUGAAGACUACAUUCCAGCAAGCCGAAUAGAGAAAAUGACCCUGGCAUAUGUACAGCGAGAGCUUGCUAAAUUACAUCGUAUGAAUCGUUCCCUAUUUGAGGAUGAAGCUGAACUAGAAUUUUUAAAGGUGACUCAGCAACUUCCUGAAUAUGGAGUGUUAUUCUAUCAUGUGUCCCAAGAGAAGAAAGGAACAGGAGGGGACAUCAUCUUGGGAAUCUGUGCCAAAGGCAUCAUUGUGUAUGAGGUCAAAAAUCACACAAGAAUUGCCAGUUUAAGAUUCCAGUGGCGUGAAACAGAAAGAAUUUCAGCUCAUAGAAAAAAAUUCAUGAUCGAAAGCAGCUUCAGUGGCAAGAAACACACCUUCAUUACAGAUACAGCAAAGACAUGUAAAUAUCUACUGGACCUCUGCUCUGCCCAGCACAAAUUCAAUGCACAGAUGAAUUCUAGGCAACUUCGGCAAACUUCAUCAGAAGAAAGUAAAUUUAUGGAAAUAGACAAAUCAAAUUCUGCAUACGCAGCUCCGCGUGAACACCUUGCCCUGAUUCAGAGACUGUCUCGUUCAGAGAAUGUGCUCUAUGGAGCAAAUAUGGAAAACCUUUCUGCUGGGAUGAUGAGCAAAUCUUGUGAUAACCUCAGUGUGGAAACCAGCAACAGGACUAGAGACAAAAGUAAUCUUGGCAGGAUCAGUGGUAAUGGACUUCAUGAUAAAAUUGUCCUAUCAAUUCUGCCUAAAGUCUUUAGAGACAUAGUUCAGUACGCCCAGGACUCUCGCAUGGGCUGUUUUGUUUCUGCAGCACCUGGAUCACCAGCCAUCCAAAAGGAAGUUUUGCUAAGUGGUCUAGAAAGAGAAAUAAUUUGUGUCAGCCUAAAACGUGACCUUAAGAACGGAUUUGGUUUUGUAAUUAUUGGAGGAGAAAACGUAGGAAAAUUAGACCUCGGUAUCUUUAUCGCUUCAAUUAUCCCUGGGGGACCUGCAGACAGAGCUGGAAAUAUCAAACCAGGAGGACGACUCAUCUCGGUCAAUAAUAUUAGUCUUGAGGGCGUUUCAUUUAAUACUGCAGUUAAAAUCAUACAGAAUUCUCCCGAUGAAGUGGAGCUCAUCAUCUCUCAACCCAAAGACAUGUAUGAAGAAGGAUUAAAUGAAGAAAAGAAUCUAUCAAGAGGCAACAGCACUAGUGGAUCUGAGAUCUCUUGUGUAGACAGUGGGAGAAAAAAGAUUCGGGAUUGUCAUACAGCUCUCCCCAAAGGACAGGACAUAAAUAUAGAUGACCUUGAGAAGGCUCUUUCCUGGAGUUUAGCACCAAAAUUGGGCCCUAGGAUUCCAGUUCCUUCAGCUGAUAGCCUGGAUGUGGAGGAAGAUGAUUCUUUGCACUUACCAUCUCCAUCUGAAACCAUCUCAAAGGAAAUCUAUACUGUGGAGCUUGUUAAAGAAGAUGGGACUUUUGGAAUCAGCGUGACUGGUGGAAUUAACACUAGCGUGCGUCACGGUGGGAUAUACGUGAAGUCAAUUAUUCCCAGGGGACCAGCAGAUAAGGAUGGCCAAAUAAAGAUAGGUGAUCGCCUGCUGGAAGUAGAUGGCAUCAGCCUCUGCGGCAUCACCCACAAACAGGCUGUGGAACACCUCAAGAACUCUGGCCAGAUUGCCAAGCUGGUUCUAGAAAGAGGAAACUACCAGCUGGCAGAGCCAUGCCUGACUGCCAAUGACGGAAAACAGGACCAAUGUGCAGUUGUUUCUGUGGCAACAUCCAUCACAGAUGGUACCAAGGACUACUGCUUUUGGACAGAUGAUAAUACAUUUGAAGUCAAAUUGACAAAGAAUUCUGGAGGCCUCGGCUUUAGCGUUCUGCAAAUGGAAGGAGAUGCUUGCGAACACCUUGGAGGAGCUAUUGUCAGGAUCAAAAGACUGUUUCCAGGGCAGCCAGCUGAAGAGAAUGGAGAAAUUGAAGUUGGAGACAUCAUUUUAGCUGUGAAUGGGAAAUCUGUUCAAGGACUCCUGUAUCAGGAUGUCCUGCACUUGUUGCGAGGAGCUCCUCCAGAAGUCACACUACUACUUUGCAGACCACCAAAAGGUGUUCUUCCAGAAAUAGAGCAGAGUGCCCUGACUCCAGCACCAUCUCCAGUUAAGGAGUUUGUGGCAGAAAUGCCAGGCGGUACAGAGGUAGGAAAUAAUAUAGAUCAGUCUACCAGUGAUGGAGGCAGCACCUCUCCAGACCUUGAAGACUGCCUGGAUUCUCCACUGGCAGCAGAUUUCAGUGAGCCUCCUGAAGAGGACAGCUCAACUUAUGAAGAGCAGGAAUCUGAGUUUCAAGAGAAGCCCAUACAGAAACUUAUGACUCCCAGGGAAAGUUUCUAUCAGCGUCUUUGGAGGUUUCAUCAGGAAGCUGCCAAUUCUGAAGCCUUCCACUCCCUAGAGGAAGAAGUGAAGCAGAACUGCUACUCACCAUGUGAAUUUGGAUGGGCCAAAAGGUAA
Molecule: messenger RNA, 3747 nt
Organism: Egretta garzetta (little egret)
Lineage: Eukaryota; Metazoa; Chordata; Aves; Pelecaniformes; Ardeidae
Gene: FRMPD2
Product: FERM and PDZ domain containing 2
Exons: 26
Cellular component (GO): cytoskeleton
Molecular function (GO): protein binding
Source: RefSeq, a predicted model, not a curated record